CCUCACCUCACCUCACUCACCUCCAGCAGCUGUUUCCAAUCCCACGAAUCCACCACCCACCCACCACCCUUUCCAAAAAAUCCGGGAACCCCCCCAAUCCGCAACCAUGGACAUCCGCCUCCUCCACGCCUCGGACAUCCCGCACGUGCAACACGCCAACAUUACCAACCUGCCCGAAAACUACUUCAUGAAAUACUACCUCUACCACGCGCUCUCCUGGCCCCAACUCUCCUUCGUCGCCGUAGACGUCGCGCGUCCGCCUAAGUCUCCCUAUGACCCCCCGAGAAUUGUGGGUUACGUGUUGGCGAAGAUGGAGGAGGAGCCAGCGGAUGGGGUGGCGCAUGGGCAUAUUACGAGUCUCAGUGUGAUGAGGACGCAUCGGAGGUUGGGGAUUGCGGAGAAAUUGAUGAGGCAGGCUCAAAAAGCAAUGGUAGAAACCUUCCAAUCCCAAUACGUCUCCCUCCACGUCCGCAUCUCCAACAACGCUGCCCUCCGCCUCUAUCGCGACACCCUCGGCUUCCGCAAUGACAAGAUCGAAGCAAAAUACUACGCCGACGGCGAGGACGCUUAUAGCAUGAAGCUCGACCUUGCUGGUGUGCGUGAGGAGCUGCGUGAGGCGGAGGGGGGGGGUGAGGAUGAGGGAGAGGCGGUGGGGGAUGAGGGGAAGCAGGCGGACGGGGAGAUGAAGGGGAAGGAGCGGGGGGGGAAGGGGGAGGUAUUGAGGAAGGUUAGGGUGGGGAGGGGGUUGGGGGUGGGGGAGUUGGUGGAGAGGGAUGAGAGUGUGAAGGCUUAG
Molecule: messenger RNA, 793 nt
Organism: Pseudogymnoascus destructans
Lineage: Eukaryota; Fungi; Ascomycota; Leotiomycetes; Thelebolales; Thelebolaceae
Gene: ARD1
Product: N-terminal acetyltransferase A complex catalytic subunit ard1
Exons: 2
Coding region: 107-793 (228 amino acids)
Biological process (GO): N-terminal peptidyl-glutamic acid acetylation
Cellular component (GO): NatA complex
Molecular function (GO): protein N-terminal-serine acetyltransferase activity; protein-N-terminal-glutamate acetyltransferase activity
Source: RefSeq, a predicted model, not a curated record